This is a messenger RNA of Diabrotica virgifera virgifera (western corn rootworm), 1230 nucleotides long. RefSeq lists its product as uncharacterized. Gene Ontology annotation, molecular function: nucleic acid binding. NCBI's taxonomy places the organism in Eukaryota, Metazoa, Arthropoda, Insecta, Coleoptera, Chrysomelidae. The transcript has a single exon. The coding region runs from base 1 to 1230 and encodes 409 amino acids. The record is from RefSeq and is a predicted model, not a curated record.
AUGUACGAUUGUUUAAAAAAAGAAAAUAUUGGGAUGACUGAUAAUGCAAUUGUUUCGCGAAUUCAUGUAUUAACAAAAAUCGGGUAUAAGACGAUAUACACAAUUAUUAAAUUAGGCACUGUUACAGAUCAUUCCUUAAAACGAAAGCGACCAAAUAAAAAAUUAGGUAGGAUUGACAUUGCUGCAAAAGACUUUAUUCAACGAACAUUUUACAAUUUUUACAAAGAAAAUAGAGUGUCUACUUUAGAACUGAUUCGUGACAAAUUGAGAAAUUUCCCUGAAUAUAAUUAUACAUCUUUGGAAACACUGCGCGAGAUUUUGAUAAGUUGUGGAUUUAAAUAUAAGAAAUUAGAUAAUCGAAUGGUAAUAAUGGAAUCUCGGCGUAUCGUUGAACUUCGACGAGAGUAUUUGAGUAAAAUAAAACAAUAUCGUAAUUCAAACAGAAACAUAAUCUAUUUAGACGAAACCUGGUUCGAUACGCAUGAUGUUGUCAAGUACGGCUGGGUUGACAACACAAACAAUUGUGCCUUAAAUACACCGUGUUCAAGAGCAAAGCGUGUUAUUAUUCUUCAUGCCGGAAGCAAAGACGGUUUUGUAUCUAAUGCAUUGCUAUUGUCGGCCAAAAAUAUAACAAAAUCUUCUGCCGAUUAUCACGAAGAUAUGACAGCCGAUUUAUUUGAAAAGUGGUUUGUCGAACAGCUCUUGCCCAAUAUUCCGCCGAAUUCAGUUAUUGUUAUGGAUAAUGCGCCGUAUCAUUCCCGCAUAUUAAAUAAGAUACCUAAUAAUAACACGAAAAAGGAUGAAAUUUUAAAAUUUAUGCAACUUAAAAACAUCACUGUUCCUCAAAAGAUUCCAGUAAAGAAGGAAAUAAUUAGAAUGAUCAAAAGUCGGAAUUUUAAAAACGAAUACGUCACUGACACCAUUUGCAGCAGGCACGGCCAUACUCUUUUGCGAUUACCCCCAUACUAUUGCAUUUUUAAUCCAAUUGAAAUGGUUUGGGGAACCGUAAAAAAACGAUUGCGAAAAUAUAAUCAGUCACCAACAUUAAGCGCAGUGGCCAUUGAGAAUAUUCGAGAAGUAAUUAGUGGCAUUAAUAGCGAUGUGUGGAAAAAUUGCGAAGCUCAUGUUGGAAAAAUAGAAAACGAAUAUCCUGUUUUACCGGCAAUAGCACCAAUAGUUAUCCAACCUGGGAACGAUUCGACUUCAGAAGACUCUGACGAUUCUUUUUAG